AUGCUAAGAUUUCCUUUCAACCGUAAUAAAUGGGAUCCUAAAGGGAAGCACUGUUAUGUGACUGGCGGAUCCCAGGGCCUAGGGCUUUCAGUCGCCCUUCUUCUUGUCAAGCUCGGUGCAGACGUGUCCAUCGUCGCCCGUAACGAAGAUAAACUACGUGCUGCACAUGCCGAGAUGGAGAAAGCACGGCAGCUUCCCAGUCAAAUUCUCAGAUGGUAUUCCUACGAUCUCAGCGAGUGUAAAUCGUCCGAGGCUGCAUUGGAAGCUGCAUCCGAAGGACACAAUGGUCGUUGCCCAGACGCUCUCCUCUUGUGCGCCGGGGCGGCAGUACCAGGAUUUUUUGUGGAAGAGGACGAAACGUCGAUGAGAAAGGGAAUGGAUAACGGGUACUGGGUGCAGGCAUGGUCAGCUCUGGUACGUGCCGGCGCAAAGCGCAUGGUGCGGGAGAACAAAGCUGGAAAGAUUGUGCUCGUCUCUUCUUUCCUCGGUUACAUGUCAAUUAUGGGCUAUUCCUCGUAUGCGCCUGCGAAACACGCGUUACGAGGCCUAGCGGAAACGCUUCGUUCGGAAAUGCUCCUGUACGGAAUUUCUGUCCACACAUUCUUCCCUGGGACGAUCUAUAGCCCAGGCUAUGAAGCGGAAAACAAAAGCAAGCCGAAGAUUACUCUCACAAUUGAAGAGACGGAUGGAGGUCAGACUCCCGACAAGGCUGCUGAGGGUCUAUUGAAAGGUGUUCAGCGCGGCGAUUUUCAUAUAUCAGCGGACUUGUUAGGGAACAUCUUCCGUUCUUCCACCAGAGGCGCGACACCUCGAAAUCAUGUGUUCCUAGAUGAGAUCUAUAGUUUCAUUGGCUGGGUGAUACUCCCUAUAUGGCGACGGUCCGUGGAUUCUACUAUCAAGGGACACCGACAAGAGCAUCGUUCCUAUCUGGCUGAGAAAGGUCUUCUUUCAUAA
Guyanagaster necrorhizus is the source of this 954-nucleotide messenger RNA. Its product is annotated as oxidoreductase. Gene Ontology annotation, biological process: sphingolipid biosynthetic process. Gene Ontology annotation, molecular function: 3-dehydrosphinganine reductase activity. Bases 1 to 954 code for a protein of 317 amino acids. The record is from RefSeq and is a predicted model, not a curated record. Lineage: Eukaryota; Fungi; Basidiomycota; Agaricomycetes; Agaricales; Physalacriaceae. The transcript is spliced from 7 exons. Gene Ontology annotation, cellular component: endoplasmic reticulum membrane.